This is a messenger RNA of Patiria miniata (bat star), 774 nucleotides long. RefSeq names its product hyalin-like. The transcript is spliced from 5 exons. NCBI's taxonomy places the organism in Eukaryota, Metazoa, Echinodermata, Asteroidea, Valvatida, Asterinidae. The record is from RefSeq and is a predicted model, not a curated record. Bases 1 to 774 code for a protein of 257 amino acids.
AUGACUGUUUCCACUACAGGAACGGAUGGCGUGGUGCCUUCUUUGAACUGCCCUGCUGACGUUGAAGCUGGUUCAGAUGGCACAGCCACCUGGACUCCGCCAACACCGACUGAUGCUUCAGGGAUCGUCUCAACCACCUCAACUUUAACCCCAGGAUCAGUAGUCCCGGAGGGUUUCACCACUGUCACCUACAAUACUGUUGAUGGUACUGGCAACCGAGCCUCCUGUUCUUUCAUAGUGCAAAGGGCAGUAACCGGCGCUUUUGGGCCGGUCAUCACAAGCUGUCCAAAUAAUAUCCAGCAGACAGUGACCAGUGCCAGUGGUAUUGUGACAUGGACAGAACCAACAGCUUACGAUGACAGUGGGCAUGUGCGGCUCGUCAUGCAGACUCACUCUCCCAACACUGCUUUCCCAGUUGGCACAACACCAGUGGAAUACCUCUUCCAAGAUCCAACAGGGAGCACUGCUAGAUGUGUCUUCACGGUCGAACUCACUGUUGCAGUUGGCGGUGUAGAUGUGACACCUCCUGUCAUCAGUGGUUGCCCAGCCGAUAUAACUGUCAACCCGGAUGCUGGUCAAACCUUUGCCACUGUAACAUGGACACCACCAACAGCAACAGACAACAGUGGAGCUCAGCCAAAUGUAGCCAGUACUCACAAUCCCGGGCGAAGAUUUAAUGCUAACACAGUCUCCCAAGUAACCUACACAUUCUGGGAUGCCCGAGUCAACAUUGCCACAUGUCAAUUUACUAUCACAGUCACAGGAAAGCACUGA